GCCAUGGCUCCUGACGCUGCCGCCCUGUCCGACCCGCAGACGCACCAGCCCACUGGUACGCGGCAAGACAACGAUGCCGAGGACUUUGGCUUUGGCAAGGGAGAUCUCGCCGCCCUCGUCGUGCCGCCCAAGUUCGACAACGUCGACGCCGAGAGGAAGUACCUCAAGCACCGCCUCGCCCUGGCGUGCCGCAUCUUUGCCCAGUACAACCUCGACCACCACGUCGCCGGCCACCUCACGGUCCGCGUCCCUGGCGACGAGACGUCGUUCUACGUCAACCCAUUCGGCCUCGCCUUUGCGCUCAUGACGGCCGAGGACAUCAUCACGGUCUCGCACGAGGGCGAGGUCAUCGGCGGCGGCAAGCCUGGACGUCGCGUCGUCAACAAGGCGGGCUUCCUCAUCCACUCGAGCAUCCACCACGCUCGUCCCGACGUGCAGGCCAUUUGCCACUCGCACUCGCCGUACGGCAAGGCCUGGUCGACCCUCGGCCUGCCGCUCCAGUACACGACGCAGGACUCGUGCUCGUUCUUCGGCGGCCAGGCCGUCCUGACCGACUUUGGCGGCGUCGUCCUGUCGAAGAGCGAGGGUGCUCGAAUCGCCGAGACGCUCGGCGACGGCAAGCUCAUCAUCCUCACCAACCACGGUCUUCUCACGGUCGGCACCUCGAUCGACGCAGCCGUCGCGUGGUUCCUCCUCGCCGACCAGCAGUGCCAGGUGCAGCUGCUCGCCAACGCGGCCGCCGCCGGCCUCGGCCAGAAGGUCAUCAAGGUCGGCGACGAGGAGGCGCGCUUUACGGCGGGCACCAACGGCGAGGGCGCCGCCUACUUCCUCGCGUCGCCGUACUUCCAGGUCGCCGAGGCGCGCUGGGGCAAGGAGGUGCGCGGCGAGGCGUGAGGACGAGCGCGAGGGUCGAGCGAGCGCCGAGGGCCUUGUGGGUGUACAGCACUCCUUCCUUUCUCUCUCUCUCGCACACAAUGAUCAGUACCUGUCACUUU
Molecule: messenger RNA, 995 nt
Organism: Rhodotorula graminis WP1
Lineage: Eukaryota; Fungi; Basidiomycota; Microbotryomycetes; Sporidiobolales; Sporidiobolaceae
Exons: 4
Coding region: 4-894 (296 amino acids)
Cellular component (GO): cytoskeleton
Molecular function (GO): actin filament binding
Source: RefSeq, a predicted model, not a curated record